This is a messenger RNA of Megachile rotundata (alfalfa leafcutting bee), 998 nucleotides long. RefSeq names its product trypsin-3-like. Lineage: Eukaryota; Metazoa; Arthropoda; Insecta; Hymenoptera; Megachilidae. Gene Ontology annotation, molecular function: serine-type endopeptidase activity. Gene Ontology annotation, biological process: proteolysis. The record is from RefSeq and is a predicted model, not a curated record.
AUAGAUAAACGAAAUUGUGAACGAUAAUAAUAUGAGGUGAAAAUCUCUAUAUAAGUACUAAUAACGUGCAACCACUACCAGUCAUCAAAAUGUCGUCGCUGAUUAUCCUCUUCGCCAUUGUUGCAGUAGCUUCCGCUUCGAAUCCCUACGUUGGCUACCCGGUGCCAUUUUACCCCAACUACACCAACGGACCAAUAGAGGCUACCAGGAACCAAUUUCCCUAUCAAGUCUCACUGCAAUGGGGCAUAAACAAACUAACUCAUUUCUGCAGUGGUGCUAUUUUGAGUGCCUCAUGGGUUCUCACAUCGGCCCACUGUGCUUCAGUCGUUCCGCCGUACGGUGAUUUUGUGGUGAAGACCGGAAAACUCGAUUUGACUGUAACGGAAAACGCGGAACAAACAGCCACUGUGAAACAAGUCAUCAUACAUGAGAACUACACCGGGGACUCAGGUUUACACGAUGUCGCACUGCUAAAACUGUCUAAGCCCAUUCUUCUGAAUGGUACAGCAAAAGCGAUCGCCCUAUCAACCACGAGCUCGCCUAGCGGAUCUGGUCGGAUGUUAAGCUGGGGAUCAAAUUGGAGAAUGUACACACCACGCAUGCCGGAUAAACUACAAGCAAGCAAUCUGAAUACGCUUGUUUUGUCUACCUGCCAAAAUCUUUUGAACAAUAUAACAAGUACCACUCCGAGGCUUAGCGGGUAUCAGUUCUGCACUGGGUCUUUGCCUGGUGGUUUCUCAGCGUGCGAUAGUGAACCCGGUGCUCCCUUCAUCCAAUAUUACGGAUCUAACGGACCAUACCUAAUGGGAGUCUCAUCAUGGGGCGUCGUGCCAUGCGCCAUAUCCAACGCACCAAUAAUCUUCACGCACUUAUAUUACUACAAAUCUUGGAUUACAUCUCAACAAGCUGCAAACUGAACCAUUCGAUAGACAAUGAAGGAAUUAUACGUUAAUUAUUGUUAACAGUUUAUUGUGUUCAAUAAAUAGUGCUCGCUCUUA